Messenger RNA from Cladocopium goreaui, 1106 nucleotides. The record is from the annotation of a GenBank genome assembly. NCBI's taxonomy places the organism in Eukaryota, Dinophyceae, Suessiales, Symbiodiniaceae.
CACAGACAGCCAUGGGAUUGACAUCGGAAGACCCUGUGUCUCCCAAUGGUGGUCGCCACACUCAAUUCAAGGAAGCAUUGAAACACGAACUUCGAGCCCGUCUCAGCAAGACAGUACGUUCGAACGCAGGUCUUUCUUUUGAUGAGCGAAUUGAGAUUGCUGCGAAGGCCAAACAUGAUGAGACCUCGAAGCAAGAGCUGGUGCAGCGCAAAGCAUUGCAGGCUGCUGUAGAGAAGGGAAGGUCAAGGCCAACAUCAGCUCCAGUGCGACCAUCAAAACUGAGCCCAAACCAACAGGCCAUGCUCCAGGAGAGAAUGAAAAAGAUGAAGGAGCAGGAGGAUGAAUACAAGAAACAGGUCCAAGAAAUGAGACAGAAGAUGAACACGAGAGAGCCCUUGUUUCGUUUAUCUGACGUGCAAGCUGGGUUUGAGAUGCUACGGCAGCAGCAGGAGGAAAGGCGAAGGGAGCUGCAGCAAGAAGAGCAUGAACGAUGGGAGCACUUGCGUGCUGUCGAGGUCAGUGCCUUUCAGCGACCUUUGCUCGUUGAAGAUUUUAACUACAGACCACAACGCGACAACUUUGCAUCCACGCUUCGAGAGCCUCCGGAGCCCACCAUUGACAGCGAGGACUUUGAUGAACGUCUCCGAGCUGCUGUUGCUGAGAGGUGGUUCCAGGAGUCGGCUUGGGGCAAGAAACUUAAGGAAAUGAAGGAGAAGGUUGACAAUCGCAAGAAACUACAUCAGAUUCAGUACCCACAGAAGUGUGAUUCACACAAAUUGCCUAAAACCCGGCUCAUGCACUCGUACAUUUCUUGCAAAUGACAUGUUUUUGGCUUUGAUGCUUGAAAGGGCCACUCCAUUACCUUGACGGGACCUAUUGCUAUUGUACCUGCCAGCUGCAUCUGAAACAAAGGAGCAGUUCGCCAUGCUCUGUGCAGCAGGUCUGCAAGCUUUUAAGGGACAACAUUUGGGCCAGACUCCAGACUUUUCCAAGAAGAUGUGCUUCCAUACGCUUCGUCAAUCUCCAUUUUGACUGGGAGAUUUAACAGGGAGCUCCAAUAGUACAAAUGAGCGUAAGCCUGGGUCGAAAUGUGCUACUUUGCAAGC